This is a messenger RNA of Aegilops tauschii subsp. strangulata, 1243 nucleotides long. RefSeq lists its product as uncharacterized. The record is from RefSeq and is a predicted model, not a curated record. NCBI's taxonomy places the organism in Eukaryota, Viridiplantae, Streptophyta, Magnoliopsida, Poales, Poaceae.
ACCACUCCUCCCCCCACGACCCGCAGCCCAAACCCUAACCCCUCUCCCUCGAUUGGACCGCCGCCGCCACCCACCGUCUCGCCGAUCCCGCUGCGACCUCCCCUCCCACCUUAAGCCACUCCUCCUCACCGCCGCCACCCACCGUCCCGUCUGACCUCGCCGCCAGCCGCCGCUCCCGCUCUCUCCCCCCCACACACACACACACCUGCCGCCCCCUCCCUCUCCUCCUCCCAUCAGAAGAGAAGAGGGAUCUCGCGCGGAUCGCACCAGGGCGUCGAUCUGGACCUUCGUCUGCACGAGGGGACGGUUGCGUCUCGUCCUCGCCCCACCUCAGGCGGGGUCCAGAUCGAGCCGGACUCGCGUCGUCGUCAAGAGCCGACCUCGACGGAGAUGAGAGGAACCCUUCUUCCUCCGUCUUCCUUCGACCUCGACCUCGGCAUGUCGCUCCCCAGCUACUCCGACUCCGCCAAGGUCGCCUACGUCCUCCAGGCUGCCCUGAUGUCUGCCAUUUACGAGGAGAACAAGGACGAGGACGGCUUCCUCUACAUGACCUACAGCGGCGAGAACACCUUCGGAUUGCUCUAUAUGGCGCUGGCUGCCACGGCAAUCGCUCUGAAUGCCUCCUGUGUCGUGCUGGCGACCGGGUUCGGAGCGCUCAUAUCGAAGGUGGCCGAGCACUGGUACGAGCUCUACAAGAUGGACAAGCAGGGGGGCAACCUCUGGUUCAUCUACUGGUGGGAGGACAAGGUCUCAGGCUGCAGCCUGGGCACAGGUACUGCCUCCUCGGCCAGCUCUCCAAGGAGGUCGGAUGGAACUACGCCGACACCAUCAGGAUGUUCGGGGUGGCGGAGAAGGAGAUGGAGUACCGGGUCAAGCUUUUCAACCGGCGAAUUUGGGGCUGAGGAAAGAAGACAAGGAGCAACUUCUCUCUGGUCUGGUGGUUGAAACUUCAGGACAAGGUGAAGGUUUUCAAAUGUUGAAGGAGCAUGACAAUAGGAACUUCUGUGAUGUCUUGUCAUCUAUUUUAUUUUCUUUUCUGUAGAAUAGUUUUGUUUGGCACUUACUGGUACCUUGGAUGUAAAGAUAUGUACUGCUAGAACGAAUGCAUGUAAAGAUAUUUUGGGCUCCUAUAACAUUUCAUGUUGCUUUGAAAAUGUAUCGGAACUGGGCUAGGCCCAAGAUAGCUUGUAGUGUGAUGUGUUGUAAUGUCAAUGGCAUAAUAAAAAAAGUUGGACUGGAUCAA